AUAUUGUAAAACCCCAAUCUCUCCCUCACUUUCUCGUACGCCGCACCAACUGUUGAAUCCACGAAGAAACCUCACCUCAGUCCCUAGAUUCUAUGGCGACCAACGAACCCGAGCACGAGAACAGAGACGCAGAAGAAUCCGGAGCUAACGAGGAUGAGGACACCGGAGCUCAGGUCGCUCCGAUCGUUAGGCUUGAGGAAGUUGCCGUCACUACCGGCGAGGAAGACGAAGACGCAAUCCUCGAUCUGAAAUCGAAGCUGUAUCGCUUCGACAAGGAAGCGAAUCAGUGGAAGGAGAGAGGAGCUGGUACUGUGAAGCUCUUGAAGCAUAAGAGCACUGGCAAGAUUCGUCUCGUUAUGAGGCAAUCCAAAACUCUCAAGAUCUGUGCCAAUCAUUUCGUUAAACAGGGCAUGUCUGUUCAGGAACACGUUGGAAACGAGAAGUCGUGUGUGUGGCACGCUCGUGACUUUGCUGAUGGUGAGCUGAAGGAUGAGCUUUUCUGCAUCCGAUUUGCUUCAAUUGAGAACUGCAAAGCAUUUAUGCAGAAGUUCAAUGAAGUUGCUGAAUCUGAAGUAGAGAAAGAAGAGAGCAAAGACGCAUCUGACACCGCUGGUCUUCUUGAGAAGUUGACCGUUGAAGAGACAAAAACAGAGGAGAAACCUGUGGAGAAGGUGAAGGCCGAAGUUGAAGCAGAGGAAAAGACAAAAAGCGAGCCAGAGAAAGCUGAUGAAGAAAAGAAAACCGAAGAGGCUGUUGCUCCCUCAACUUAAGAUGCAUCAAUGUUUAAGCUCCUUUGGCGAGGUAUUAUUAGCCUUGUUUUGAUGCAUCCAUCUCGAGUCUACUAGUGUCUUGGCACUAACUAUCUACAUGUGUUGUCGGAUCAUAUCAAGUGGUUUGGGGUUGGGUUUGCUGAGUCGUUUUGGGUUUUAUAGUUUUGAGUCUAAAGUGUGGGCGAGUGAUAUGAGAGAUUACGGUUUGGUUAUCAGUAAGAAUACAUUGAAUUCAUUGUUUUCAGCGUUUGUUAUGGGUUGUUUUUGGAUGGUCUUUAUUUUGAGGACAGGGAUGGUUGUUUGUUCAUGGACAUGUCAGAAGUCUUCAUUUCUUUGAAUUACAAAAUUAUACGCAUUGUUGAUUUUAAUUUAAUAAUCCUUUUGUUUU
Messenger RNA from Raphanus sativus (radish), 1158 nucleotides. Its product is annotated as ran-binding protein 1 homolog a. Gene Ontology annotation, molecular function: GTPase activator activity. The record is from RefSeq and is a predicted model, not a curated record. Gene Ontology annotation, biological process: nucleocytoplasmic transport. Gene Ontology annotation, cellular component: nuclear pore; cytoplasm. The coding region runs from base 93 to 770 and encodes 225 amino acids. The transcript is spliced from 4 exons. Lineage: Eukaryota; Viridiplantae; Streptophyta; Magnoliopsida; Brassicales; Brassicaceae.